This is a messenger RNA of Aspergillus versicolor CBS 583.65, 843 nucleotides long. RefSeq lists its product as uncharacterized. Lineage: Eukaryota; Fungi; Ascomycota; Eurotiomycetes; Eurotiales; Aspergillaceae. Bases 133 to 777 code for a protein of 214 amino acids. The record is from RefSeq and is a predicted model, not a curated record. The transcript has a single exon.
GAGUCAGCGAGCUUGACUAGCCUUUCUGAUACCUGUUAAACAUCAGUUGUACAUCCUCUCCAGACCCAACCCACGCCAACCUUGUAUCAAUUACGUCUCGCACGCUACACUUUCAUUGCCGCCACGCAUUCGAUGGCCACUGCAGAGCAAAUGGCGGCUUAUGCCGCCUACUUACGUUCACACACCGUAGCGCACAACAAGCCCGUGACCGAGAUCUGCAUCUUUCAACUGCAGCCCCAAUUUUGGCAUGACCACUCUACAGCGCUGGCCAAAUUCGAGUCGCAGAUUGUCGCCAACACUGCCCCAGGUGGGAACAAGCCCAACGCGCAGGGGAUCCGCAAGAUCGCAUACGGAUUCUCUGUCGACGAUGCCGGGGCGUUUGUCUGGAUGCUCGACUGGGAGAAGAUACAGGAUCACUGGGAUUUCUGGCAGACGGCGGCUUUUCCACCUGUCAUGAAUGCCAUUACCGAGUUGUUUGUGGCGGGCAGGCCUCUUGUACGACACUACGAUUUCGGGGAGGCAGGGAUGCUGGAUCGGGAGUUUGAGGUUGCGAGAGUUCUAGUUUGGGAUGAUGGGGAGGUUAAGCCGCUUGGGAAUGUGACUAGCUGCGUCAAUGCCCGGCAGACUCGAGAGGGGUACGCGGUUGAUGUGAAUGAGACAACCUGGUGGUGUUCGCUGUUGGGGUAUGAGAGCGAGGCGGACUGCAGAGCGGACGAGCUAAAUGUUCGGUGCGGUCCAGCAGCUGAAAAGCACAUUGUGAGGCUGCAAUAUAUUUAAAUUGAACAUGCUGUAUUUACCUUACGAGCCGAAAUCUGUCUUUGAGAAACUGCGUGACAUGGUCCC